Carlito syrichta (Philippine tarsier) is the source of this 945-nucleotide messenger RNA. RefSeq names its product olfactory receptor 52H1-like. Gene Ontology annotation, biological process: G protein-coupled receptor signaling pathway. NCBI's taxonomy places the organism in Eukaryota, Metazoa, Chordata, Mammalia, Primates, Tarsiidae. Gene Ontology annotation, molecular function: G protein-coupled receptor activity; olfactory receptor activity. Gene Ontology annotation, cellular component: membrane. The record is from RefSeq and is a predicted model, not a curated record.
AUGACCAUUUUCAACCUGAGCAGUUACAACCCAGGACCCUUCAUUCUGGUGGGAAUUCCAGGCCUAGAACAAUUCCAUGUGUGGAUUGGGAUUCCCUUCUGCAUCAUCUACAUUGUAGCUGUUAUGGGAAACUGCAUCCUUUUAUACCUCAUCAUGGUGGAGCGUAGUCUUCACAAACCCAUGUUCUUCUUUCUCUCCAUGCUAGCCAUGACUGACCUUAUCAUAUCCACAGCUGCUGUGCCUAAAACACUCAGUAUCUUUUGGCUGGUGGCUCGGAAAAUCACAUUCCCAGGGUGCCUUACACAAAUGUUCUUCCUCCACUAUAGUUUUGUUUUGGAUUCAGCCAUUCUGAUGGCCAUGGCAUUUGAUCGCUAUGUGGCCAUCUGUUCUCCCUUGAAAUACACAACUAUCUUGACUCCCAAGACCAUCAUCAGGAGUAUGGGCAUCUCUUUUCGGAGCUUCUGCAUCAUCUUUCCAGUUGUAUUCUUGCUGAUACGACUGCCUUUCUGCAGGACACACAUCAUACCCGACACAUUCUGUGAGCAUAUAGGUGUUGCCCGACUUGCCUGUGCCGAUAUCUCCAUCAAUAUUUGGUAUGGUUUUUGUGUUCCCAUCAUGACCAUCAUCUCAGAUGUGAUUCUCAUUGCCACUUCCUAUACUCUCAUCCUCUGUACUGUCUUUCACCUCCCCUCUCAAGAUGCCCGCCAGAAGGCUCUUGGCACCUGUGGUUCCCAUGUCUGUGUCAUUCUUAUGUUUUAUACACCUGCCUUUUUCUCCAUCCUUGUCCAUCGCUUUGGACACAAUGUUUCCCGGACAUUCCACAUCAUGUUUGCCAACCUAAGCAUUGUUAUUCCACCUGCACUCAACCCCAUUGUCUACGGAGUGAAGACCAAGCAGAUCAGAGAAAAGGUCAUACUUUUGUUUUCUACCAAGGGUACAGAAUGA